Molecule: messenger RNA, 1074 nt
Organism: Effrenium voratum
Lineage: Eukaryota; Dinophyceae; Suessiales; Symbiodiniaceae
Source: the annotation of a GenBank genome assembly
AUGGUGGAGCGCAUCGAGCAGGGGGAGGAACUUUGCACCUCAUAUCUGGACCUGUACAAGGUUCGCGCAGAUCGGCAGCAGGCGUGUACUUUGACCGGGAAGGACAGAGACGCCAGCGAUGCGAGCCGCCAGAGGUUGUGGCGACUGUCUCAAGAGCUGGAGGCUUCUCCUGAGGAGAAGUUGGCUGACAUGGUGGAGGCUGGCUUCGAAGCUGCGGCGCAACUCGGGGACUUGCCGCUGGCGGAGGACAUGGCGCAGCGGGCCUUGGACCAGGUCUUGCUGGUGGAAGGGCCCUCUCCGCGGGCGCAGAUGCUGCAGCAGUGCGUGGAGCUCUUCGGGGGCUGUUAUGGCAUCGCACAGCCACGGUGUAAGGAGCGCAAGUACCCCCAGCGGUACAGCGGAGACUACUUCCGCGACACCUUGCCCAGCGACCUCUACGAGUUGGAACAGGCUGUUGUGGACGGCGAUGUCUUCACCGUGCGGAAGCUCCUGCAGGCUGGAGUGAACCUGAAUGCCCCCCUGGACAGCAACCACAUGACGGCGCUGAUGAUUGCCUGCAUGAUGGGCAAUUGGGAUCUUAUCCAGUUGCUGGUCGAGGAUUUCGAUGCUGAUCUGGACGGCCCGCUCUCUAGAGCAGGCCUGCGAGCCAUCGACUAUGCUGGCUAUGAGGGCUUCAGGUUCCCGAGCGAGCACCCCAUCUGCGAGUAUUUGAAGAGCAAGGGCUCGCAGCACACUUGGUGGGGAGCUUGCUGCGCAGGUGAUUUCAACCGCGUCAAGGAGUAUGUCGACAAUGGCCAGGAUGUGGAUGAGAUCAAUCCCGUCCUUUGGAACGGCAACGGGGUCUUCAUUGCGAAGGAGUUUGGGCACAACAGCAUCGCCCAGUACUUGCUCACCAAGGGCGCAACUGUUGUGAUCCGGAACUGCCACACCAUCGACACACACGAGAUGAAGUGGUCCAUCGGAAGAGGCGACGCCUUCUUCUACAAGGCCGGGGCCGAGGUCGGCCGGGGAUGGUCGGUGGUGGGAUGGCUGCUAGAGGUCGGCCCUGUGGUUUCUUGGUUGGAUGGCUACUAG